UAACCCUACGAUUGGUUACGCCCAAUUCGAUCAUUCACAGCAAAUAGCGGAAAUCACUAACGAGAUUUUGCGGUUUCAAAAUGUCAAGUACACAAAUCUGCUCUCCUUCAAAAGAUUGGAGGACUAUAUCCGAUACUCGGCGAGCUUCGACGAGACCGAGGAGGAGCUGCGUAAGCGCAAUAUGGCCCUGUCAUUGCAGCUAGAAGCUGACUCAGACGUUGGGGAUGGCCAGAGCCAGGACGGCUUUAUGCCUAGGAAAGGAGUCGGGUCGCAAAG
Molecule: messenger RNA, 276 nt
Organism: Sphaeroforma arctica JP610
Lineage: Eukaryota; Ichthyosporea; Ichthyophonida
Exons: 2
Source: RefSeq, a predicted model, not a curated record